This is a messenger RNA of Lindgomyces ingoldianus, 1433 nucleotides long. RefSeq lists its product as uncharacterized. Lineage: Eukaryota; Fungi; Ascomycota; Dothideomycetes; Pleosporales; Lindgomycetaceae. The transcript has a single exon. The coding region runs from base 243 to 1205 and encodes 320 amino acids. The record is from RefSeq and is a predicted model, not a curated record.
CGCUGAAGUAUAAUUCGUCACUGCGAAGCUAUCUCACCUGAACCAACUUCAGCUUCCCAGGCAGUACUGGGGGCCGACGGCGGUGAGAUACUCGGAGGUUCUCAGAAGAAGACUCGGUAUAUAGCAAGUCCAUUUUCGUCCACUUUUCUCCAUCAGUCUGUCAAUCUCCAAUCAACCACCCAGUACUUUUCAAAGCCUUCUGCGUUUUCUGGAGUAUUUCUUCACUUUCCAAGUCUUCGUAUAUGACCCCCAACUCCCCAAUCGACCAGUGGACCAUCAUUAUGAACCACUCCGACGCCACCCCAACUCAAGCUCCCCAAGCCGGAGCCUCUGAGCCCAAAAUCGAUCUCACCAUCAACACUAAACCCACUCCCAACGAUACCACUACCACUGCCACCGAGAAGAAGGACUCCGACUGCACCUGUGGCGCACGCCCCACCAUCAAACGCAACGACACCAACGACUCUGCCGCCGAAGACGAAUAUAUUCCCCGCUCGGGUCGCACACGCCGCCGCCGUGACCCCCCCAUCCGAAUCUACUCCCGCUCUCCCAUCCGCUACCGCUCCCGCAGUCCCGCUCGCUCAACCAUGAUUUCUUCAUCCACAGCCCUCCUUGGAAAAGUCUCGAACUUCGACGGCAUCGCCGAUCUCCCAUUCCCAGCCCGCUCUAGCGUUUACCUUGCCACCUUCCCGUUCACCGACCGUGAUGUCAAAAAAUGGUCGUGGUUGUUUGUGCAUGGAGUUGAGGAUACGUUUAUCGGCAGGCGAGGAGAAAGAGAGGUGGACGUAGAUGUCGAUGAAUUUGGAUAUCCGCUUCCGCCAGUGUAUCAUCACCGACGUGCGCGGUCGCCGUACUACGACCCCGUUAAUACGGAUGUUCCAUCGAUUUUCUUGUCUCGUGCGCUUGAUACAGGGGUUGUGCCAGAGCCGUCAGGUAAAGAGGACGCCAAUGCGGGACUUAAGUAUUGGAUCGUGGUCCAGAAUGCCAAGGGCAAGUCGUGGAAGCUGCUUAUUGCGGAUAACCGUACGGCGGCAGGGAUCAUGAUUUAUUAUGAAGCUUUGAAUGGGAACUCGAUUCCGUUUGUGGGCGCUGUGUUGGGAGAUCGGAAGAAGGGAGAGAGGGUGAAAUUUGAGAGGGUGGAGGGGCUCGAGGACAUGGCAUCGAUAAGGGAGAAGGAGGAGGGCACUAUGGGCGUCGUUUGUUAGACUGGGAUGGAACUUGGGCUUUUAGAUCUAAGAUUUUGAGGUUCUCUGCGGGGGUUUUACGUUCCGGGGUUUCCUUUUCGUGCUGUAAUAAGGAUUUGGCCCAGAAUUUGACGGCGAUGGUAGGGACUUCGUUCUUGUUCGCGAUUUUAUGUGGAAUGGUCUCGAGAAUACAUUCAUUUAGUCUAAAUCGAAGUUAUGAGUUCGCUUUUGCCUCUAUUUCUCAUGAAA